CUUCACUUAUUAUAAGCCGUGUGUAAAACUGAUCGUUUGGAUUUUUAGCGUAUAAAAAUUUCCAACGAGUAUCAGCUGCCUAUCGUUUUGAAAUUUUUACAAAAUAUUAUUCUGAGAAAACAAAUAGCUUAUUUUCAUCGAAAUGGACGAGUAUCCCAUCAAAGUCUAUAUUUAUGAUUUAUCAAAAGGGCUUGCAAGGUCUCUAUCGAUGGGAUUUCUAGGGAGACAAAUUGAUGGUAUCUGGCACACAGCAAUUGUUGCCUAUGGCCAGGAAUACUUUUUUGGAGGAAUGGGAAUAGAAAGUUGUCCACCAUGUGGUACUCAACUAGGGCCACCAGACACAAUAGAUGACCUUGGAUCUACCCAGAUACCCCUCGAAAUGUUCAUGGAAUAUUUACACGAGCUAUCACAAACAACAUUUAGGCCAGAGUGCUACCAUCUAUUGGAACAUAACUGUAACACAUUCAGUAAUGAGGUUGCUCAAUUCCUAACAGGAAAGACAAUCCCUGCACACAUUACAAACCUCCCAUCUGAAGUUAUGCAAACUCCAUUCGGGGCAAUGAUUAAGCCAUUUGUUGACGCCAUGUCAGUGACUCCCUCUGGUGGCCAUCACUCAGUCUUCCCUGAGUCAUCAUCAUCAACAACGCCACAAUCUCGAAAUUCGGCUGCUACUAGUCAAACAAACAACACAACAAAAUCUCAGUCCACUGCUGAUCCAAAUAAACCAAUUACGUUCCAUGGAAAAAAGAUUCUAACAGAGUACACUAACAUACGUACAACAAUAUCUUCAACAUUACCAAACAUUGACAUAGCCUUAUUGGACGAGGUUCGGGAAUAUUUAUCAACAGAAGAACCUCAAUGGUACCUCAGUAAAGAACAUAUUAGAUGUCUAACUGACAUAAUAAAAAUGAAUGACAAUCCUAAAACGCAGUCUCUUGGGUUGAACUUUCUACGACUGGCAGUUCUAAGACAAGAAGUUCUUCAUUUGUUAAAAAUGGAUAAAGAUCACAACAUGCUGAAGAUAUCCAAACAACGGGAAGGAUUGUCAAAUGAACACCAAGUCGUUCUGCUUAGAAUUAUGAGCAAUUGUUGCAGUUGUAAGCUUGGCUGUGAUUGGUUAACAGAAACUACAGAUUGGCCAUUAGAUGAUUUGCUAACAUCCAAUCAUAAAAUCACAUCAGACUGUUGUGUCAGUGCAAUUCUCAACAGUUCUACAGAUUUUCAGCUGACAGGAUCUAUAUGGGCAUUCAACCUCUCGGUAAAUAAGGUUGUAUCGGGGGACCUUGGAGUAGAAGUUGGCAGUGCUAUACUUGAGGCUAUUACAAAGCCACUGGGAGAAGAUGUACUGUUUCAUACAUUAUCUGCUCUGUAUAAUCUCAUGGCAUCAAAUGAUGAGCUGCAGGCGUUAGCAGUAGUAAUGGGAGUAGACUUCGAAAGAUUGUGUAAACUUUCAACCAGAGUCUCCGAUUUAUGUCAUAAGAUACAGAAGCGUAUAGGGCAUACUUGAAUGGAUAGGACAAAUUUUAUGACUAAUUGCAUGGGACAUUUAAGUGUACAGUACACUAUUAUAGGACACACAUGAGAACAAAACUU
This is a messenger RNA of Owenia fusiformis, 1593 nucleotides long. Lineage: Eukaryota; Metazoa; Annelida; Polychaeta; Sabellida; Oweniidae. The record is from the annotation of a GenBank genome assembly.